CGGUAUAUAACGGUGUGGCGAGAACAAUUGUGGAAGGAGUCUUCGUAUUAUCCGCGAGAGAAGAGCGUGUUGUAUCUGAGCAAGCUGCGCAAUGACGUCACUUCUGAAGCUGAGCGCUGGAGCCAGCAUGCCUGUCAUUGGGUUUGGAACUUGGCAGGCUUCAGAUGCAGAGCUGGAAGCUGCACUGGAGGCAGCUCUGGAAGCAGGUUACAGACAUAUUGAUACUGCCUAUGUAUAUGAAAAUGAGGCAGCUAUUGGCAGAGUACUGGCAAAGUGGCUAAAUUCAGGCAAGGUUAAACGAGAAGAGCUUUUCAUAGUCACCAAGCUACCCCCAGCUGGCAACCAUCCUGACAGAGUUGAAAAAUAUUUGAAGCGUUCAUUGGAUAACCUUGGUUUGGAUUAUGUAGAUCUAUACCUGGUGCAUGUGCCCUUUGGUUUUCUGGAAAAAGGGGAAGAUAUUCAUCCUGUGGAAUCUGAUGGAAACAUUCUCUUGGACAAAUCCACAAACCAUAUAAAUAUUUGGAAGGCAAUGGAAGCUCAGGUAGAUGCUGGGCUUGCCAAGUCUAUUGGGCUGUCUAAUUUCAACAUCAGUCAGAUAAAACGAGUGCUGCAGUCUGCCCGCAUUCCCCCUUCAAAUCUCCAAGUAGAGCUGCAUGCCUUUUUCCAGCAGAAAGAAUUGGUUGACUUCUGCAAAGAGCACAAUAUUAUAGUCUGUGCAUAUGCACCACUUGGUUCUCGUGGUACUGCAAAACUGUAUGAGCGAGCUGGAAUAAGCAAAGAUUUUCCAGACCUUUUGAAUAAUCCAAAAGUACUGGAGGUGGCAGAGAAAUAUGGAAAGACACCUGCACAAAUCCUACUUCGUCACAUAGUACAGCGAGGCAUAGCUGCCAUCCCUAAAAGCACCAACCCAGAUCGAAUUCAACAGAAUUUGCAAAUACAUGAUUUUGAGCUGAGCAGUGAGGACGUGGUAUCAUUGAACAAACUGGAUCAGGGAUCAGAUGGGAGGAUACUUGAUUUUCGAUUUUUCAAAGGGAUCAAGAACCACCCUGAAUAUCCAUUUUAGAAGUCAACAAUAUAUGCUUCACACUAUACUUUACUGCUUCUGGCCACAGUGUUAAAGCACUUGUAAAAUGCAGUGACUAAAUGCUUUACAUCAUUUGCUGGAUUCACCCAAAAGUGUGUCAGUGUGGCUUAGUAAUUUUUGGAAGAUCAAAAAGCUGAACUGUACCAUUUGUGCAACAUAUUUUCCUAUCAUGGCAUUCACGAGGCAUGGUGCAGUAUUUAUCAACUUGUGCUAUUAUACAUGGGCAAUGAGUGACUCUGAUUCACAGUAGAUGUCAGUCAGUUACAAGAUUAUUAAGGCCUAGGUGGUUCAGGUAUAUAUGUGUUAUUUUAUACAUUAUAAAGAUUUAUAAAAUCAAAGUAUGAAUAUAUUAUUAAUGAGCAAUAUUCUUUUAUUUCCUAAAUCAAAUGGUUUAUGCAGUUAAGAUUUUUUGGUUGGUUGUUUUUGUUUUGUUUUAUAAUGCUGCCUAAACUGCUGAAUAAGGCAGAAUAUGACAAUAAAUGGUUAUGGUCUGUUUUUG
Molecule: messenger RNA, 1583 nt
Organism: Zootermopsis nevadensis
Lineage: Eukaryota; Metazoa; Arthropoda; Insecta; Blattodea; Termopsidae
Product: aldo-keto reductase family 1 member A1
Molecular function (GO): oxidoreductase activity
Source: RefSeq, a predicted model, not a curated record